This is a messenger RNA of Setaria italica (foxtail millet), 1396 nucleotides long. Its product is annotated as cysteine-rich receptor-like protein kinase 40. Gene Ontology annotation, molecular function: ATP binding; protein kinase activity. Gene Ontology annotation, biological process: protein phosphorylation. The transcript has 4 exons. Lineage: Eukaryota; Viridiplantae; Streptophyta; Magnoliopsida; Poales; Poaceae. The record is from RefSeq and is a predicted model, not a curated record. The coding region runs from base 533 to 1171 and encodes 212 amino acids.
GCCCCUCCGAAGAAGAAACAUGCAGCAUGGAGCUCCUGAACCUGAAGGGGCUCUUCAUUUCUCAGCCCGUCUCUGUGUCCAUGGCUGAUCGGUCAGAUACGCCACCAUGCCGGAGUAGCCUCACAUGAUUCACCCUGAACCAGAGGAGAGCCAGAAAGCGCCAUGCCGUCCGACCCUGAAGCCCCCGCGCUCCAACGUCAGCUUCCUCCGCAACGCGUCGCACCUCGUCGCAGGCAGGCAGCCACCGCGCGGGCGACUUCUCGCUUCACCACCGUGCCAGGUCCGACGUGGAGGCGGCCGCGUUCCCGCGUGCGGCGCGCUGCUCGGAGCACACGCACCGUGCGACGGAACGCCAUGGCGGCCGGCCACCUGCAGCCGCGCCUGGCGCACUGCCAGUGCAAGGCGACGUCGACGCGUCGGUGCCGGCGAUGCGAAACAGAGUGCUUCUGCUUCCCUGUGCCCCCUCCGGCCGUCUAUCCCAGCUUGAGAAUCUUGUUGUUUUUCAGUUGAUCUGAGCUUCUAAACUUGCAGAAUGGGUGAUUUAGCUCGUGGACUUGAGAGCCUGGGUCGUGUACUAGAUGGGAGCAAGAGGCCAGGUAGAUUGAAGUUGCCAGUUUUAAGUCACGUCACAGAUAAUUUCUCCGAUAAUCGAAAAAUCGGCGAAGGUGGCUGUGGCCAUGUCUACAAGGGCAUCCUCCCAAGUGGCAAGAUGGUUGCUGUGAAGAAGCUUUUCAAAAGCCAAGCGAUGGAUGAGACGAUGUUUCAGCAGGAGGUCAAAACCAUGAUGAGUGUUAAGCACCAAAAUAUAGUUGGGUUUAUAGGGUACUGCUCUCAUACAGAACAAGAAGCGGUGCAAAUGACAAGAAAAUAUGUUCUUGCCGAUGAACGGGAAAGGCUGCUCUGUUUUGAGUAUAUCAGCAAGGGAAGUCUUGAGGACCAUGUAACCGAUGAAUUAAGGGGACUUGAAUGGCAUAUUCGUUUUCAAAUUAUUAAGGGGAUUUGUCAGGGUUUGCAUCAUCUUCAUAAGGAAAAGAGUAUUAUUUAUAUGGAUCUCAAACCUGCCAACAUACUAUUAAAUGAUGAUUGGGUGCCAAAAAUAACAGAUUUUGGCAUAUCAAGAUCUGGGGAAACAUCAGAAACUAUGAGUGAAGUUCGUAUGUAUUCACCGUAAGUAAUGCAUCAAGACAACACAUUAUUAUUUGUCCUUACCAAAUAUUUAGUUACUUACAUUUCCAUUGUCAUGUUGCAUAAUAUUACUUUUAUGCAGACAAUAUUGUGCUCUAGAAUACAAACUCAAUGGGAGAAUGUCAUUCAUGUCAGAUAUUUACAGUUUGGGUGUCAUAAUCAAACAGAUGGUGACCGGAAGUAGGGAGGAGCCUAAUGUUGAUAGGGUAAC